UUGGUUAUCGUUGAGUCUCCUUCAAAAGCCAAGAUCAUUCAAAGUUUCCUCGACUCCCUCUACGUCGUUGAGUCGUGCAUGGGUCAUGUUCGCGAUCUCCCCCAGAGUGCCAAGUCUGUUCCUCCUGAAUUGAAAGCUCGCUUCGGGAAGGUGGUUGGUGUGGAUCCUGACAACCACUUCGAGCCCCUCUACGUCACUCUUCCUGGCAAAGAGUCAGUGAUCAAAAAGCUGGAGGGGAUCCAGCGCAAAGCAAAGGAAGUCAUCCUUGCGACCGAUGAAGACAGAGAAGGGGAAGCAAUCAGUUGGCAUCUGCUCGAGCUGCUGAAGCCUAAAGUGCCGGUGAAGCGAGCUGUCUUCCACGAGAUCACCAAGGAUGCCAUCACUCGCUCGUUCCAGUCGUUGCGAUCCAUCGAUCUCAACCUUGUCCAUGCACAGGAGACGCGGCGAAUUCUGGAUCGUCUUGCCGGGUUCACCAUGUCGCCGCUGUUGUGGAAGAAGAUAGCUCGCGGGCUUUCUGCUGGGCGAGUACAGAGUGUGGGGAUGGCGAUCAUAGUGCGACGAGAGCUGGAGAGACUAUCGUUUGUUCCUGCUGCUUACUUCGACUUGCGAGCAAACCUCUCAGCGGUAGAAGGCAGCGAUGCCAGGCACUUCAGCGCCAUGGUAGUUGAGGUGGAAGGGAAGGGGAAAGUAGCAACAGGAAGGGACUUCGACGCGAAAGGGCAGCUCCACGAGAGCUCAGGGAGAGGAAAAUUGAUCCACCUUGACAAGGAGUCUGCAAACAGCCUCAUGGAAGGACUGAAGCAGCAGGGAGCUAGCUGGAAGGUGAAGAAAGUCGAAAAGCGGGCACAGCGGCGCAAGCCUCCUCCUCCUUUCAUCACCUCUACUCUGCAGCAGGAGGCCAACAGAAAGUUGUCGCUUAGCAGCAAGGAGUGCAUGAGGACGGCGCAGAGGCUGUACGAGUCAGGCCUGAUCACCUACAUGAGGACAGACAACCCCAUCCUCUCCGACUCUGCUCUUACCAUCGCCAUCAAGCGUGCCGCUGAGCUCUUCGGACCCGAUGCUGUGCAGCCUGCAGAUGCUGCUCGAAAGAACAUCAAGAAACCCAAAGGGAGUCAAGAGGCGCACGAACCGAUCCGACCGGAAAGGAGGCGAGGAGAUCAAACGGCUGCUGGUCUGCGACUGACAACAGCUCAGGCGGAGCUCUACGAGCUGAUCUUCCAAAGGACAUUAGCAUCUGUCAUGUGCGACGCUGAACUUGACUUGACAUCCCCGGCUGAUCGCUCGCGAGACUCUGCCAUCUUCCGAGCAUCAGGACGAGUGAUCCGUAAGCAUGGGUGGAUGCUUGCAUACCUCGACUCGUCCGAUGAGCAACAAGUCGACAGUCAACGACUCCCCUCGCUCCUCACCAACCAGGAGCUGCUCUGCUCUGAGUUGAAGGUGGACGAGCAUUCGACGAAGCCUCCUGCACGGUACACAGAGGCGUCGCUAGUGAAGGAGCUGGAAGAGCUAGGGGUCGGCCGGCCCUCUACCUAUACUCAGAUCAUAGAGACGCUUAAGGAUCGGGAGUAUGUCACCAUGGAUGGCAAGGCCUUGUCCCCCACCCUCAUCGCGUUCGUCGUGACGCGUCUUCUUGAAACCUACUUCCAAGACUUCGUCGAUACCUCCUUCACCGCCCGGAUGGAGGAGGAGCUAGAUCGGAUAGCACGAGGAGAGAUGAAGAAAGAAGAGUAUCUCAGUCGUUACUAUCUCGGUGAUGACGGGCUGCGGAACAAGGUGGAGAUCUCGGAGUCGAGGAUCAUUCCCGAAGAAGCUCGACAGGUCAAGCUCCCGACGCUCGAGUUCCAAGUGCUUGUCGGGUCCUAUGGCGCUUACGUGCAGGCGAGAAGGAAAGAGGAAGGGAAAGAAGACAGCGAAGGAGGCGAGGGCAAGGAGGAGACUCAGCACAACCUCGUGAAGGCCAAUAUCCCGCAGACCUUCUGUAAGGAUGUGAACCAACUGACGCCCGAGAGGAUCCGCAAGUGCCUGGAGACGAAGCAGCCGAUCCUUCUCCGUGUCGGGCCUUAUGGUCUCUACCUGCAGAAGGGAGAGGGAGAGGCGGAGGGCAAGACUGCCAAGAAGGUUGCGUUGCCGCAGGACAUGGAUCCUCAAGGCAUCUCUCUUGAAACGGCCAAAGCUUACCUCAACCUUCCCCGAGUCAUCUGCGAUCAUCCGGAGACAGGCUCGGCUAUUCAAGUUGGCAUCGGGAGAUACGGGACGUUUCUCCUCUACCAGGGGAGCUAUCGCUCCCUCCCAGCGACAGACGACAUCUUCACCCUCGACUGCUCUCGGGCCGUCGAGAUCAUCAACUCUGCUGCUGUAUCCCCACGUUCGACCCGUGUGAUCGCUGAGCUUGGCGAGUACGAGCGGCGGCGAGUGGCUGUCGUUCAGGGGAGAUUCGGCCCAUACAUCAAGUGCGGGCUGGUCAACGCCAAACUGCCCGAACAUCACAAGGACUCACCUGGUUUCAACUGCCUGCCUCACCCUCCGCAUCUGACGCAUGAGAAAGAGGACUGCACCUUGGAGGAGGCGAUUGAGUCGAUCAAGCUAAAGAGCCCGCAGAAGGGAAAGUCAACCCCCAAGAAGAAGGUCUUCACCCCUCCCCCUCCCCCCGCUUGUCUCCUUCCUCGAAACCGUUGA
This is a messenger RNA of Guillardia theta CCMP2712, 2676 nucleotides long. RefSeq lists its product as hypothetical. Gene Ontology annotation, molecular function: DNA topoisomerase type I (single strand cut, ATP-independent) activity; DNA binding. NCBI's taxonomy places the organism in Eukaryota, Cryptophyceae, Pyrenomonadales, Geminigeraceae. The annotation marks the transcript as partial. The record is from RefSeq and is a predicted model, not a curated record. Gene Ontology annotation, biological process: DNA topological change. The transcript is spliced from 14 exons.